Charadrius vociferus (killdeer) is the source of this 843-nucleotide messenger RNA. It is a transcript of the gene ZBED6, whose product is annotated as zinc finger, BED-type containing 6. Gene Ontology annotation, cellular component: nucleus. Lineage: Eukaryota; Metazoa; Chordata; Aves; Charadriiformes; Charadriidae. The record is from RefSeq and is a predicted model, not a curated record.
AUGGCGGGCAGGGGCACACACCCUGACAGGAAGGUGGGCGUAGGGCACCGCAGCCGGGAAGGAGGUGGACAGGAAGGGGGGCACUAUCCUGAUCGUCCCACAGGGAAGGGCUUUGUCUGGGGACCUAAAUGCGAUGGUGGUAUCGGUAACCUGAAGCUCAGGAAGCGCUUCUGGAUUUUUCUACUGUUCCACAUCAACAGAGCUAUUAUAAAAUUGAUUAUUGAAGACUUUUUUUCAAGGCCAACUUAGGAGAAGUUCAUACAGAUUGCAAGACAGUUUCUGUCUGUAGGAUGUGACUUAGCAAGUGUCCUACAAGAACCAAGUUCCCAAAUUGAUGUGUGGCUUUCCCUUAAUCCCCUCACCCCUGCCUUUCCAGCUUCCGACAACACUGCUGAUGCUGUGUGUGCAGUGCUAGAUUUGCAUCAAAUUCUUCAGGAACUCCAGCAUUCAAACCAUCUUCCACAGGAUCACUUGAAGCAGGAAAUAGCUGCUCAGCGAACCUCUCUCUGCCUUUUAUAUGUUAAAGUGGCGUUAAAACAGCAGAAGGUGGAGCAGCAUGCUCCUGGGAGGGAGAAUGGGGCUAUUCUCAGCUCAUUCCAGCUGUCCCAGAUGUCUGAUGGGUGCAAGAUCCCUGGCCUGCAGAGCUGGUGGAAAGACUUUGAAAUCAAAGGUGUCACUGUCGCUCUUGGACUGGGAGAUGGGUGAAAUCUUAGGCUUGAAACUGGUUUUCUGCACAGUAGUGUGCUCAGAUCUGAACACUUUAUCUUGGCCACUUCACUAGAUCCCUGCUAUAAAGGUUGCUUUGAAGAAUUCUUUCUCCUGCCUCUUGAUGUGUCAAGUUAA